AUGCCGGGACUCGAGUUCAAGCCUGUUGUACAGCUUCCGGACGCGUCGGAGGUGGAACAGGUGACUGGCGAGGAGAAUGACGAGGAGGUGUUUACGCACCGCGCCAAGCUGUUCCGCUGGGGCAAGACGAACGAGGGCAUGAACUGGAAGGAGCGCGGGGUCGGCGACGCGAAGAUUCUGCGCGAUGGGCAGAGUGGCCGCGUGCGAUUUGUGAUGCGCCGGGACCAGACGGGCCGCUUGGCGGCGAAUCAUUGGCUGCGUCAUGACAGCGAGGUGAAGGGCUUGUCGAACAAUGACAAGACGUUGUCGUGGAGUGCGUUUGAUGAUGUGGACGACGAGGAGGCGGAGAAGCGAAUCCACUCGUUUUGCAUCCGGUUUAAGACUGCGGAGAUCCGGGAGGAGUUUGAGACUGCGCUGAAGGAGGCGUUGUCAAAG
This is a messenger RNA of Monosiga brevicollis MX1, 435 nucleotides long. RefSeq lists its product as uncharacterized. Lineage: Eukaryota; Choanoflagellata; Craspedida; Salpingoecidae. The annotation marks the transcript as partial. The transcript has a single exon. Gene Ontology annotation, molecular function: GTPase activator activity. The record is from RefSeq and is a predicted model, not a curated record. Gene Ontology annotation, biological process: intracellular transport. Gene Ontology annotation, cellular component: nuclear pore; cytoplasm.